This is a messenger RNA of Entrophospora candida, 335 nucleotides long. Lineage: Eukaryota; Fungi; Glomeromycota; Glomeromycetes; Entrophosporales; Entrophosporaceae. The record is from the annotation of a GenBank genome assembly.
AAAUCUACAUAUCUUGAAGUUGCUUAUCUAUUAAUUUAUGGAGAACUUCCUACUAAACAACAAUUUACAAAUUUUAAUCAUGAAGUUAUGUAUCACACAUUUGUUCACUUGAAUGUGACUGAAUUAAUGCGUAAAUUUAAUUAUAAUGCUCAUCCUAUGGGAAUGUUUGUUAGCGGAGUUGCUGCUAUGAGUACUUUUCAUCCUGAUGCUAAUCCAGCUUUAGCUGGGUCAGAUUUGUUCAUUCGUGAUGAAAAAGCUCGUAAUAAACAAAUACUUAGACUUUUGGGUAAAACACCAACUCUAGCAGCAAUGGCAUAUCGUCAUCGUAUUGGAAG